ACCCCCUCCCGUCCUGUGAGGAUGUCCUGUCAGUGUGACGGUGGAGCAACCAGGUGCGGGAGAGGGAGAGGGAAGAGCUUAUUUUGCCCCACAAGGCAAUGUAUGGCUACAUCCCACACAACAUUCCAGUCAAGCAAAGCCUCCAGUGAUAUUUCUCCAAGACCGCUUCUAACCUGAGAGCCUCAUCAGCAGCAACUACACAGCAAGAACAUGAGCUUCGAUCCACACAACUCGUCAUACGACUUCUACAACGGCACGCUCUGGUUCGUCCACGAGUGCACCAUCCACCUAGACGAGGAUGGCCGACGGAUCGCGCUUUUCCUCCUUUACCUGAUGCUGUUCAUGGUAGGGUUGGCCGAGAACACUGUGGUGGUGUGGGUGAACUGGCGUAGGCGGCAUUCGGCGAAUGGCGUGCUGUUCUGCAUCAUCAACGUGAGCUUGUCCGACUUAAUGGUGAUCUUCACCAUGCCCUUCUUCAUGCUGGAGGUGACCAUGAACAAGGUUUGGCUGUGGGGCCGCUUCCUGUGCAAGGUCACGCACCUCGUGUACGUCAUUAAUUUCUACAGCAGCUCCCUUUUCCUGGCCUUCAUGACCCUUGAGAGAUACCUGUCCCUGGCACGUCCUAACUCGCCCGCCUGCUUUCCCCCAAACCAAAAACGCCGCUGGUUUCUCUGCGCCGGGAUCUGGCUCUUGUCGCUUGUGCUGACCUUGCUGGAGAACGUCCACGUUGACCUGCUGGAGUGGGAUGAACCGGGCUGCUAUAUGGUUCCUGAGCAGUACUACACGGAGUGGUUCGUCUCAGUUUCCUUCCUUUGCCUGAUAUUCCAGUUCCUGGGCCCGGCAUCCGUCAUCGUGACCUGCAACAUCUUGAUCGCCCGAGCCAUCCGCUCGUCCCCGGACAUCCAGAAUCGCGGGGACGUGUGGUUGGUGCAUGUGUACUCGCUGGUCUAUAUGGCCUGCUGGCUACCGUACCAUUUGGUGUUGUUCUUGUUGACAAUCGACGACCUGGAUCCGCACCUGUUCUCCUGCAACACGGUCGGCGUGCUCUACUUCUCGUUUAGCCUUGUGCAAUGCUUGUCGCUAUUUCACUGCAUCGCCAACCCAAUCCUCUACAACUUUCUCAGCAAGAGCUUCCGCAACAAUCUAAUAAAUACAGUGAUCAGCCGCAUCUCUUCACCGCCGGCCAGCACGCCAGCCAAUGCGGUAGCCGACAACACAGGGACGGCCACGGUGAAAGAGCGGAAGCUCAGCAACACCAGCACGAGCCACUCCGACAUUGGCGCGUGAAGAGGGAAACUCGAUGACGAUUUUGUGAAACAAAGCACAUGAAAUGGCCUUGAUGAGGCAGAUGUUUUUGGUCAUUUGCUUGGUAACUAGCCAUAAUGCCUCCUGUUUUUUUUCCACCUCAGUAUUGUUAACAGUGCAAGGAAGGAAAUAUUGUCAACCUUUCGAAACCUUUAUUUCCUUUUGUCAGAUCUAGGAACUCAGUAAUAAAAACCCUAACCACACGCCGGUGUUUGUACAAAGAUCGUUUUAAUUGUUCCACUCAACAGAAACUUUCACUUUGUCCAUACUCUCAAUCACAACACCUAUAUAGUGAUGAUUAAAUGGCUUUUUUUGAGCUCAGCAACUUGUUUGUACAUAUUGUAAUGGAUGUGAUGUCACAAUUUAUUUUAAAAUUCAUGUUUGGGUGAAAGGGGGAGCAAAUCGUGGAGGCUAAUGUCAUUUUGUUUUUUAGCAUGUCCUGCACUGAUGUCUGGAAAAUUAUUAUCCAUCAUAGUAAUGUUUGUUGAAUCUAAAUACACUUUUAACAUUGAUAAUCUGUGGUGUUGUGUUCAAAUGCUGCGAACAUGAUCAAAACUUGAACAAGCCUCCCUCACUAGUUUUGUAAGUACCGUUUUUUAUUCAGAAGACAAGAACAGCUGUAGUAAAAGAUAACAGAUUUCUGAUCAUGACACUGAACAUAUAUAAAUUAUAUAAAUAACACUGAAGUUAUAUAAGGCAAUUGUUUCAUGAUGAAAAUAAAAUGUAGCAUGAACAUGACAUUCCUAUCACACGUUCAACAUCAAAGAGAGUAGCAAAGAAAGCACUGAUAAUUCUUCUAAAAAAUAAAACAGAUUGAUAACGGUGAAGUAGUUGAUAAAACUAGGAAGGCCAUUCACUUCAGCCAUUAUUUUUCUGUGGUACAUUGCAAAUAAGGCUAUAACAAACACAACAUCCCAGCAGCUCUGAAUACAUACUUUGUGGUUUGACCAAUAACAUCAAUUAUCAAUGGACCGGUGUG
Molecule: messenger RNA, 2284 nt
Organism: Pimephales promelas (fathead minnow)
Lineage: Eukaryota; Metazoa; Chordata; Actinopteri; Cypriniformes; Leuciscidae
Gene: ackr5
Product: atypical chemokine receptor 5
Biological process (GO): G protein-coupled receptor signaling pathway
Cellular component (GO): membrane
Molecular function (GO): G protein-coupled receptor activity
Source: RefSeq, a predicted model, not a curated record